Messenger RNA from Hirundo rustica (Barn swallow), 1443 nucleotides. Its product is annotated as histone H2B 1/2/3/4/6. Gene Ontology annotation, molecular function: protein heterodimerization activity; DNA binding; structural constituent of chromatin. Gene Ontology annotation, cellular component: nucleosome. The transcript has a single exon. Lineage: Eukaryota; Metazoa; Chordata; Aves; Passeriformes; Hirundinidae. Bases 403 to 783 code for a protein of 126 amino acids. The record is from RefSeq and is a predicted model, not a curated record.
CCCGGCCCGCGACGAGCGCGACUUGGCCUUGGCGCGCGCCUUCCCGCCCUGCUUCCCGCGGCCGGACAUCGCAGCGACUCAGGAGCAGCACAGCAGAGGAACGCGGCGAACACAGAACGAGCUCUCGACCAGGGCUCGCCGCCUGCUUUAUAUACAACCCGGGCGGAGCGGCAGCACCUCUUGUGAUUGGCUGCGAGAGAGAAAUUGUUCCCCAGCCAAUGGAAAAGCGAAUCGAGACGGGGCCAAUAGCGAAUCCCGGCGCUCUGCACCGAGCUUUAGGCGAGCCAAUAGCGAUGCAGUGAUAUCGACGGCGGCGCUAUAAAGGCGGCAGCCGAGGCGGCAGCUGCCGUUGAGAGCGGUUGGGCCCUGUGCUUGGUUGGGGACAAAGCUGCGGCUGCUGCGAUGCCUGAGCCGGCCAAAUCUGCUCCUGCGCCCAAGAAGGGCUCCAAGAAGGCUGUCACCAAGACGCAGAAGAAGGGUGACAAGAAGCGCAAGAAGAGCCGCAAGGAGAGCUACUCGAUCUACGUGUACAAGGUGCUGAAGCAGGUGCACCCCGACACGGGCAUCUCGUCCAAGGCCAUGGGCAUCAUGAACUCCUUCGUCAACGACAUCUUCGAGCGCAUCGCCGGCGAGGCGUCGCGCCUGGCGCACUACAACAAGCGCUCCACCAUCACGUCGCGGGAGAUCCAGACGGCCGUGCGGCUGCUGCUGCCCGGCGAGCUGGCCAAGCACGCCGUGUCCGAGGGCACCAAGGCUGUCACCAAGUACACCAGCUCCAAGUAGGCGCGCUUUGCGUCCUCUGCCCGAUAUUUACGACCCAAAGGCUCUUUUAAGAGCCACCCACCUUUUCAUAAAAAGAGCUGAUGCUGUGGCGAGUUCUUAGCCUAUACCGUUUACUUUUCUCUUAGGGCACAAGGGGGUGGGGAAUGUGCAGUUGGCGGUGGAAAAGUACCGUCAGUUUCAAGGAUAGCAGGAUUUGCAGUCUUAGUGGUAAACGGCUAUGUCCUGAAUGUCCUUCAACGGACGCGAGCAUGUUCAUGAUUCGCUUAAAACCCCUAGGAGCCUGCUUUUCCUGUUAUGUGCAGUGUAGGAGAGCCGAGUUAGAAAAGGAAUACUGUCGGUGGUCUCAACGGUCAAGACAAGUGCUCUUAGGGCUCGUACAUGGUGUCUUCCAGUUAAGCUACGCUUAUGGAAGACUGAAUCAGAGGUAUGCAAAGCACCGGCCGUUCAAGACGACCCCGUGCUCUUGUUCAGUUGUUUCUGAGCCCAAGGCUCCGACAUGGAUGCCCGCUCUACUUCACUAUCCCCAAAAUAGGUUUUCGCAGGCAAACAGGGGAAGAAGAGCGGAACGCUGCUCUGCGUUGCCGGCCGCGAACUGCUCAGUGCUGCACAGGCGGUAGCACCUAGCACAGGCUUGCCGGUGUGGCUCUUUGGCGGCUUUCG